Molecule: messenger RNA, 2433 nt
Organism: Dicentrarchus labrax (European seabass)
Lineage: Eukaryota; Metazoa; Chordata; Actinopteri; Moronidae
Product: nitric oxide-associated protein 1
Exons: 9
Coding region: 97-2265 (722 amino acids)
Molecular function (GO): GTP binding
Source: RefSeq, a predicted model, not a curated record
CGUUUUACGUCACAUCCGUUUAGGAAGUGGCUGCUGGAGUUGUCUCGUGGGUUCAGGUCUCAGAUGGGUCUCAGACCGGUUCGGGUGUAGUCCGACAUGUUCCAGGUGAUCCAAGUGAGCGUCCGCCGGGCACUGUGCCGGGGGGUUCGGUUUUCUGCCCGCUGCGUCCCCGCGGCGGCCCGGGCGGGGUCAGUGCCUGGCUCAGAGGUCGCUGCGGGUCGGACCCUGACCCUGAGGCUCUGCAGCGGAGACCGGAGGACGGACCGGAGCUCCACCGUGGACCCGGACCUGGAGGAGCAGUUCGUGUUUCUGGAAUAUACAGAUCCAGAGGAGGACCUCUCAUCUUCCUCUGCUCCUCCUCCUCCUCCUCCUCCUCCUACUGGCUCUCCGGCGGAUUCACGUGUUCCUCCUCAGAGACCGCUGCGAGCUCUGGAGCGCCAGCUGCUGGCUCUGAGGGGCGUGGCCCAGCGGGAGGUGGAGCCAGACUCUCUCAUCCAGUUCCACGAUGUGGACUUCCCGCUGGAUGAGGAGCUAGUGGCGGCAAGGAAUAAGAAGAAGAAGAAGAAGAAGGCGGCGGGGCGAGGGGAGCAUAAAGUCUUCGGUACCCCAGACGUGGACGAACCGAUCAGCGACACCUGCUGUUCGGGCUGUGGCGCCCUCCUGCACUGCGCUGCCACCGACGUCCCCGGGUACCUGCCCAGCGAGAAGUACAAGGCGCUGCUGCAGGAGGAGCGUCUGAGCGGCGCCACCUGCCAGCGCUGCCACCUCCUCACCCACCACCACAAAGCCCUGAACCUGCACAUGUCCACGGACCAGUACCGGGAUGUGGUCCGGCAGAUCCGCCCCCUCAAGGCGCUGGUGCUGCUCAUCGUCGACCUGCUGGACGUCCCCGACUCCAUCGUCCCCGACCUGCCCGACCUGGUGGGGACAAACAAGCACGUUGUUGUCCUCGGCAACAAGAUCGACCUGCUGCCGGGGGACUCGCCCAACUACCUGCAGCGAAUCAAACGCCAGCUCGUUCGGUACUGCGAGGACGCCGGGUUUGGCGGACAGGUGACCGACAUCCACCUGAUCAGCGCCAAGACCGGGUAUGGCAUCGAGGGUCUGAUCUCCAGCCUGCAGCAGUCCUGGAAGUACAAAGGGGACGUGUACCUGGUGGGCAGCGCCAACGCCGGGAAGUCAACGCUUUUCAACACGCUGCUCGAGUCCGACUACUGCAAGUCCAAAGUCCCCGAUGCCAUCCACAAAGCCACCAUAUCGCCCUGGCCCGGGACGACUCUGAACCUGCUGAAGUUUCCCAUCAUCAACCCGACUCCGUACCGGAUGUUCAGACGACAGGAGCGACUGAACGAAGCGUCGAGACAGACGGAGAGUGAGCUGUCGCAGGACGAGGUUAAGAGACUCCAACACUUCAGCCGGCAGGGAUACCUCAUGGGUCGUGUUGGCAGGACGUUCCGGUCUGAUGUCAGGUCCAGACGGGAUGAGAUCGAGUUUGAUCCCGACAGGUUGGCUUUUGGAGAAAAUGAAGAGGGACAGAUGACGAUAAAAGCUCCCAGCAGGUUGGCUGAUGAGUUCACGGUGAACGAGCUGAAAGACGCUCACUGGCUGUUCGACACCCCGGGAAUCAUGAAGGAACACGAUAUCCUCAGCCUGUUGACAGAACAGGAAGUGAUGUCAGUGGUCCCGUCUCAGGCCGUGGUCCCGAGGACGUUUGUGUUGAAGCCCAGUAUGAGUCUGUUUGUGGGAGCGCUGGCCAGGAUCGACUUCCUGCAGGGGGAGACAUCCUGCUGGUUUUCGGUCGUGGCCUCCAGUCAGGUCCCAGUUCACAUCACCAGUCUGGAGAAGGCCGACAGUGUCUAUGAGAAACAUGCGGGACACGUCCUGCUGGGGGUUCCUCUGGGAGGGUCGGAGCGGAUGAAGGAGUUUCCUGCGUUGAUUCCUCAGGUGUUCAGGCUGGAGGGUCGAGGGUUCCUGGAGGCUGCCGCGGACAUCAAACUAUCGUCUGCAGGUUGGGUGGCAGUGACAGCAGCAGAAGGUGAUGAGGUUCUGUUGAGGGUUCACGGUCCAGAGGCGGUGGCGUUCAGUGUGCGGACGCCACCGCUGCUUCCUCACAUUGUCUCUCUGAAAGGAGAACGCAUCCAAAAAUCUGCCGCCUACAAACCCAUGAAACCUCCGGGGCUGCUGGACGGCGGGCUGUCGAUCCACGGCGCCGAGAGGCUGCAUGUGAAGAAGAAGGUGAAGAAGAUGAAGAAGAUGAAGAAGUGAGGCCUGCAGAUGGGUGGGAGGAGGACGCUUUGAUGGAGGACACGGAGCGCCGUGGUCUCAGUGACACUAUCACCUGUUUCCAUGGAUACGUGGUGUUAACUGAACAUAAAAAACAUUGUGGUUCCUGUAGAGAACCUGAUGAUGGACGUUAAUAAAGAGACAGUUUAA